Molecule: messenger RNA, 4710 nt
Organism: Pipistrellus kuhlii (Kuhl's pipistrelle)
Lineage: Eukaryota; Metazoa; Chordata; Mammalia; Chiroptera; Vespertilionidae
Gene: SYT4
Product: synaptotagmin 4
Exons: 10
Coding region: 815-2236 (473 amino acids)
Biological process (GO): cellular response to calcium ion; regulation of dopamine secretion; regulation of calcium ion-dependent exocytosis
Cellular component (GO): axon; membrane; synapse
Molecular function (GO): calcium ion binding; SNARE binding; calcium-dependent phospholipid binding
Source: RefSeq, a predicted model, not a curated record
GUGAAAGAGAGUCCUAUACCUUCGGAAGAAGCGUGUCUCCGUGGACAUCUGGAUUUUGGACUUUUAGAUUCUAGAUCUGUUGGAUUAUGCAUUUCUGUUUUUUGUGGGGUUUUUUUAAGCCACUUAGUUUGUGGUGAAUUUUUACAGCAGUUCUAGGAACCUAAUACAUGGACAAAGCCAGAGACUGGGCAAUUGCUAUUACAUCUUGCUGUACCUGGACCAAUACUUGAGUCCAAGUGGAAAGGUCAAGGAGUUAGCGAUGAUAUUUAUGGUGAGAAGGAAGAUGAAGAAGUGGAAGUUUGGCCUGUGAUCUUUUUCCUGGAGACACGAUCUGCACAGCUUGUCAACACAGACCCCAGCCUUCAACCAUGAGAGGUAUCCAAAAGGUCACUUGUGCCUCGCUGCUCAUGACUUCAAGAGUCCACACCAAUGUGGAAAGGAAGGCCCAUAAGGUAAUGCCCAGGAGAUCAUGUAACUGCAUCCAGUGACAUACAGUGAUUACUUCAGAACCAUGGUUCUCUGGGCAUCCUUCUUGGUCAUGGAUCCAGGCUCCCAGUGCAGGCACGCUCCAGAACAUAGCCAUCGCCUGGAUGCAGAGAAAUAAAUGAUGGAGAAAAUCUCCCUGUCCACCAACAUAAUGAACAUCUAAUGACCUAAAGGAGUAAUGAAGGAGAGAAGAUCAAUGAUAGAGUUUGGUGGGUCUUUUAAUGAAAGCUUCAGACAUGGACAAGGAUGUUUGGUAUAGACCCUUUGACUGAUGCAGAUACUUUACAGUGCAACCUCCACCUCAAUCAAAGCCAUCAGAUGAUGCAGCAUGUCCAAGGGACUAUCAGGCGUAGGUCCCCGGCGCCGCUCUGUUGUUUUCAGCACUCGGGAAAGCCUGCGCCUCCAUUCGGGCAAGGGAACGGAGCUAGAGAGUUUGCCGUUCAGCACCUCGGACAGAGCACGCAGCAAAAAAAUGGCUCCGAUCGCUACCAGCAGGGAAGAAUUUGAUGAAAUCCCCACAGUGGUGGGUAUCUUCAGCGCAUUUGGCCUGGUCUUCACAGUCUCUUUGUUUGCAUGGAUCUGCUGUCAGAGAAAAUCAUCCAAGUCUAACAAGACUCCUCCAUAUAAGUUUGUGCAUGUGCUAAAGGGGGUUGAUAUUUACCCUGAAAACCUAAGUAGCAAAAAGAAGUUUGGAGCUGACGACAAAAACGAAGUAAAGAAUAAACUAGCUGUGCCAAAGAAUGCAUUGCAUCUUGACCUGGAGAAGAGAGAUCUCAAUGGCAACUUUCCCAAAACAAACCUCAAAGGUGGCAGCCCUCCUGAUUUGGAGAAUGUGACCCCAAAGCUCCUUUCAGAAGGGGAAAAAGAGGGGGUUUCCCCUGAUAGCUUAAAGUCCAGCACUUCACUUAGCUCAGAAGAGAAACAAGAGAAGCUGGGAACCCUCUUCUUCUCCUUAGAGUACAACUUUGAGAAGAAAACAUUUGUGGUCAAUAUCAAGGAAGCACGUGGCUUGCCAGCCAUGGACGAGCAAUCGAUGACCUCUGACCCAUACAUCAAAAUGACCAUCCUUCCAGAGAAGAAGCAUAAAGUGAAAACCAGAGUUCUGAGGAAGACCUUAGACCCAGCUUUUGAUGAGACCUUCACCUUCUAUGGGAUCCCCUACACCCAGAUCCAGGAGUUGGCCUUGCACUUCACAAUUCUGAGUUUUGACAGGUUUUCAAGAGAUGAUAUCAUUGGAGAGGUCCUUAUUCCUCUGGCAGGAAUUGAAUUGUCUGAUGGAAAAAUAUUAAUGAACAGAGAGAUUAUCAAGAGAAAUGUUAGGAAGUCUUCAGGACGGGGUGAGUUGCUGAUCUCACUCUGCUAUCAGUCCACUACCAACACUCUCACUGUGGUUGUUCUAAAAGCUCGACACUUGCCUAAAUCUGAUGUGUCUGGACUUUCAGACCCCUACGUCAAAGUAAACCUGUACCAUGCCAAAAAGAGAAUCUCCAAAAAGAAGACUCAUGUGAAGAAAUGCACCCCCAAUGCUGUGUUCAACGAACUGUUUGUCUUUGAUAUUCCUUGUGAGGGUCUUGAAGAGAUCAGUGUUGAGUUUCUGGUUUUGGAUUCCGAAAGGGGGUCCCGCAAUGAGGUGAUCGGGCGGCUGGUCCUGGAAGCGGCCGCGGAAGGAACCGGUGGAGAGCACUGGAAGGAGAUCUGUGACUAUCCAAGGAGACAGAUCGCCAAGUGGCACAUGCUCUGUGAUGGUUAGCAUCCUGGCCAUGCAUUGGGACUUAAUGAUUUUUACUAGGCAAGGGAUGAUUUUCUUUCUUUCUGAUAUAUAAUUGCAAGCUUGUGACAGCAAGCUUCCUUUUGUUGUUAUUGUUGUUGUUGUUGUUAUUGUUGUUGUUAGAAACGAAUUGAAUUAGCAGACCAGGAAGUAACUGUAAAUUAUCAUGAUAAAUUUCCUCUUACCUAGAGACAUUGGAUAAAUUUUCAUAAGCCUAUUUAGUCCCUCCUGCAGGUUACCAGGGAUGUAAAUAAGAGCAGUCAAGCAUUUUACGAAUAAAGCAGUAGAGUUCCAGGUUAUGGUGGGCUCCCAGAGGUCAUGAUCUCAUUGGAGCAUGUCACUGGGAAUCAUGGGAUUCUUAAGAUUUAGAAAUGAAAAGUGUGUCUUCACUUAUGAAAAUUCAUACUUUUUUUCAGGUGGGGAAAUAAUUUUUCUUUAGAUCCAAAGAUAUUAAAGAAGUAUUCUCUAGUUCGUUUUUAUUAAUUACGUGAUGUGCAAACGGUGUCCUACAUAUAAAAAUAUAUAGUCAUUGAUCUUUGUUUUGUAAUUAUUUGAUGUGAUUUUAUCCUAAGAGGAGUAACUUAGGUUUGUUUCAAAAGAACAGUGAGCAAACUGAGUAAUCAUUUUAUCAAAGGGCUGAGUUGAGAACACUAUGGCUGAAAUAUGAUUUUUCUCUCCCCCUAAGGUUACAUGUGAGUCAAAUGUUGUAAAAUAUAAUCUCACAUCAGGACCAUCAAGGCCUUGAAUUAUUCACUGCCUGUCACAAGUGUCAGUGUAGUCUAGGAAAGCCCUGUUUACCUUGUGAAGUUGUUGAAUUAAGUAGUGGGUAAAGAAAUGAACUUCAGGUAGAAAUCCAGUUAGAAAUGCAGUUUUCUUAUAGGAACUACGUAGAGUAUGUCAGUGUACAUUCGAGGUGUGCCCUUGAACAGAGAGAGGACAUGGCUAACCAAGUCUUCAUUGAAUUGUUCUGCAAAAAGGACUAACCUACUAUUUAAAAACAAACAAACAAAAAAGACUGAAGUUUUAACCAUUGCCAGACAGAAAGCAUUACUUCAGCUAACAAACUGAUAUGAUUAAAAAGCAGUAUGUAGCAAGCCUAAUUAAUUUGCAUAUGUUCACACAAAAUAUAUUUAGGCUGUCAAAUUAGCACAAUAAAGUAUGUUUCACUAUCUUUUCUAGGCUAAUUUGCCUUGAGCUGUUUUCUGUGGAACAGUUUAUAGAUAGAAUUGUGUCUCACAUUGUUUUCCAAUGCCAGGGCCCUGAAAAUCAUUAAAAAUCAAGAGUACAGCAUGGCCCUGUGACUAUUUGGAAAGAAUGAACUUGAGGUAAUGUCACUAUAUGUGAACUUUUAGAGAAGUAUGGGUGAAACUCGCUCGGGUAAGGUUGAAUUAUUAAAUAUGCAAGUUAGAAAAUAAAGUCUACUGAAAAUUUUACAUUAUGAGUCAGGUUUUGUGUCAGUACUAUAGCAGUUUUUGAGAAUGUGUUUGAUAUCUCAGUGUUUGUAAAUUCUAUGACAAUGCAUUUUCAAAACAACUUCUUCAUACUUUUUAUGACUAUGCCUAAUGUAAAGAAAAUGUUUUACAUGUACAAAAAUGGAAACUGACCUCUUUUUUUGUGCUUUAAGAUGACUUUGGGAUUGAAAAGACCAUUCCCCCAUCAUUGUCUCCAUCCCUCCACAAAGUCACCUAACAACAUCUUGGUCCACUCAACAUUUCCCUGAAAGCAACAUGAAAUGAAUUGUAGUUCGUGUGUGGUUUGGGGAAGUCAAUGGCCUUUUUAUGUAUGUAGAUUUGGACACAUGGGCCAUGGAAUAUAGUAUAUUUUAGAGCUUUGGAAAGUUGUCAGGAGUCAACCCUAAGAUCCUUCACAGCCACCAGAAGUUAGUGGCGGUACCUCAUAAAGUAUGACUGUUGAAGGAGGGUGUUAUUUUUAUUUUAAAGUAAAACAACAAAACCAACAACAAAUACUUUUUAAAAUUGCAAUGAAUAAUUUGUAAAUAGUUUUUAGUUAUUAAAUCUUACAAGUGUUUUUGAAUGUGAAAAGUUGAGUAAAAUAACUUGCAACUGUGUUUAAGUAAAGACAGAGGAAAAACAGAAAAGCAAUUGAAACAGACAGGGACACACAUGAUCCCAUCAUCUUCUGAAAGUUGUCCUGUUUUAUAAUGUAUUACAAUAUUAAUGUGAAUAUCUUGACUUCUGUUACAAAUCCUGUACUGUAUUAAAGAUGUAAAUUAAUUGUUUGUCUGAUUAGCCAAUCUCACCACCCUAACAGGGAGGUGUUCAUGUUUGAAGAACUGUGUAACUCAGUAACUGACUUGUUCUAAUGUUGUAACUCAAUAGAAGUGAUUUGGAAGGAAGCAUGGUGUAUGAGAUGGUGUCUGUUCUUUCGUGCCAGCAAUGUAUGAUGUUUGUAAGACCAUGUUUGUAAGAGAUUAAUAAACUGCUGCUUUUGCCCAA